UCCUCUUCUUCUACUGUAUUUCUAUAUUCCCCUUCCUCCUCAAAUCUCCAAAGAGAUAUAUAGAAACUAACUAAUAAAGAAGUUUCCAAGUUUACAGAAAAUCUUAUUUUGUAGGUAUUUUUUUUUGUUUUGAGAAUUCCAACACGAGUUUCAAAUUCUCUACUGUAAAUCAUCAUCAUCUCCCUCGUUUACUCGGAAAACGGCAAGAACUUUCUUUCUGAACUAAAUUGGAGGAGAACUUUGGAGAAGAUUUGGGUUUUUAGAUUCAUUGAUUGAAAAUUUGUUUUAGGGUUUUGGUUCAGUGGUUUUAGCUAGAGAAUUAAGUAAAGAAGGAUGAUAAAGAAUAUCUGUCUAACUUGAAUAGCGCUGAUAGUACAUUCUUGAAGAAAGAGAGAGGGAACUACAGUAACGUGAAUCGGCUGACAAUUGGAAAUCAGAACUAAACACAGUGGUAGCGUGGAUCACUUCAUUUGCAUGAUUCAUUUUUAAUGAGGAAGUUCUUCUCCUUUCGAUCUUCAGCUUCUAGCAACUUGAUCAACGACCGAGCUCCUCCCCCUGCACCACUUGACAAUGAGGAGGUCUACUGGGAAGCACCUUUUACAUGUGAAGACAAAAACAAAACUCUAAAACAAAUCCCAGAAAGACAGAUUUUGGCCCCAUGUGCAGGCCCUAGAAGGAGCCUCUCAUUUUCAUCAGCAUCGUCUAUUGGAUCUCCUGGAAAUAAUAGGAAUAUUCCUGCUCAAUCUGAUGAUAUUUUGGUUGGUUGUCGUUCCCUUACCCCGGAUAGGCAGUCCAAGGCGAAAAGAGAUGGUCUUGCUGCUAGGAAGAGAUAUGGUACAGAGAAGGUUGAAUUUCCUUGUUCAUCAAAUUCCGUUGACUCGACAUGUGAUGCUACUCAUGGAUCUCCUCAAGCCAAUUCUGCGCGUUUGGUUCAUGUCUCAAAUAAUGUUUUGGACCUUUACAUAGACGGGGAACAGAAUCAAGAUAUGAAUUUGACAACAAGAAGCAGUUCUUUUAGAUGCCAAUCUAAUAGCAGAGUUAGUAGUAGGCGACCUCCGCGAAUUCAAACUACUUCACCAGUUUCCCCCACAGAUAUGAGUAAAGACGAAGGGAGGUCUCAGUCCUUCAGAGAUGAUCAUCUUAUGCUUUCAACUAGAGAGUGGAAAAGAACAGAAUUUCGGUCUGAAUCGCCACAAAAACUUGCAAGAAAUGUUGUUGAGAGACUAUCUCAGGUGUUCCCUCAUAAGCCAAAGACCAGAUCCCGAGAUUUAGAUCCUGACACCCCAACCACAGUUGAAGACAUCUUUGAGAGCUUCGUGGACCCAAAUCGCAGUUCAUAUUCUGAUGUUAUCACCCAAAAAAAUUGUGUAUCUGAUAUACCUUAUGGUGCCAUGACUGGUUAUGUUGGGGAGGGAGGCAAGGACUUCCCAGAUGAAAGAUUUUCUGUGGCAGAUGCUCCAGUUUCCAUGUAUAAGGCCAAAGAGGACGUGGAGUUACGCAAGUACGCAGAUGAAGCCCAGGAGAGGGUCAUGUUAAUCUCUGAAGAGAUUGAGCAGGAUAAUCUUCUUAGGAGUCGAGAUUUCAGUGUAUCUGAAUUAUUUCAGACAAUUAGAAGUCUCAGUGAAGAGAAGAGAAGCUUGGCAGUGGAGGUCUUAACCCAAAUACAGUGUCGAAUUUCUGAGAGAGAAGGUUCACGCAGAGGGGCAAUGAUGGAAAUUGAUUCGCGGACAAGAAGAUUGGAGAGAGAGAAAAAUGAGCUGCAGACAGCAUUGGAGAAGGAAUUGGAUAGAAGGUCCAGCGACUGGUCAUAUAAGCUUGAGAAGUACCAGUUGGAAGAGCAGAGGUUACGGGAGAGGGUAAGGGAGUUGGCAGAGCAGAAUGUUUCGCUCCAGAGGGAAGUCUCUUCCUUUAAUGUCAGGGAGGCCGAGAAUAGAAACCAAAUGACUAAUUCAGAGGUCCAGCUGAAGGAUCUAACUGCAAAAUUGGAAGACGCAACAGAGGAGAACUGUGCUCUUCAGCAAAACCUGUCAAAAUUUCAUGCCCAGUGUAAAGGGGCUGAAAAUGAUAGAGAUUGUAUCAGAAAAAGCUACAAAGAGAAAGAGAAGGAAAGCAAAGAGUUACAGAAAACUGUAGCAAGGCUGCAAAGGACUUGCAAUGAGCAAGAAAGGACGAUUAAGGGUCUGCGGCAAGGACUUGCUGUGGAUGUUGAAAGAAAGGAACCCUUUGAUUACGAUGCUAAUAGAUGGAAAAUGGAGCAAGUGAGAUUGACAGGGGUUGAACAAGUUUUGAGAAGGGAGGUUGAGUCAAAUAGGCUUGAAGUUGAAUCCAAACGGCGAGAGAACAUGAAUCUGUUGGAUUGCCUAAACAACAGUGGUAUUGAGGGCGGAUCAUCAGGCUUCAGGCUUGAGCAGGAGCUGAAGGAUAUAAUCUUCUGCUUACAGAAACAAGGGUUGUCCUUGUUAGGUGAAAGUUGUCAGUUGUGUGAAAAGUUGCUAGGACUCUUUAACGGUAAGGCAGAUCAGAGUGCUGGACACAUUCAAGAAUCUGGAAAGGAUGAAUUCGAUGGGUACUUUAUACUGGAAGCCAAUAUGAAAGUCCAAAAUAUCAAAAGGGGAAAUGAGAAUCUGACACGAAGUUUACAGUCAAUAUCACUGGUAUUGGAAGAAAAGUCGAAACGAGAUCCAUUAAAUACUCAUUUAGCGCACACUGAGAAUGGCAGAUCAGGGAAACUGAAGGAUCAGGCUUCUGAGGAUGAUAUUGGGUUCAAACUCAAGGCAGAAACUCUGUUGACAACCCUAUUGCGAGAAAAGUUGUUAUCCAAACAACAGGAAAUCGAGCAAUUGCAAUCUGAGAUAGCAACAGCAGCAAGAGGUCAUGAUAUUCUUAGAUCUGAGGUCCAGGGUGCACUAGAUUAUCUUUCCAGAGCAUCUCACAAGAUGAAGGAUCUAGAACUUAAGAUGAUGAAGAAAGAGGAUAGUCUUCAUCAACUCACAAGUGAACUCCAACAAUGUGGAAAAGAGUUGGCGUCGACAAAGGGAGUGCUCUCAAAGAUGACUGAAGAGAGAGAUUUGUGUUGGGAGGAAGUGAAGAAUUACAGUGAGAAGAACAUGUUGCUGAAUAGUGAAGUGAACAUGUUAAGGAAGAAGGUUGAAACCUUGGACGCAGAUCUACAUAUUAAAGAAGGCCAGAUCACAAUUCUAAGAGACAGUCUUGGAAAUAGAAAGCCCUUUGACAUUCUAUAUAGUCCUAAUUCCAUGCAAGAGAAUGUGCAUUUUUGAGGAUGAUCUCUAUCCCAUAUUUCUUCUUCUUAUGCCUUGAGUAAGUUUUCAUGUUUCAUUUUUGUUCACAAACUUUGUGAUUUUCUUUAAUAAGCUUUUGGUGGGUAAGACCAAGACUACCACCUUUGCUUAUUGAGUUGCAUCCAACCAUCCUCUUGUUGUACAGUUUUUUGUCAUAUUUUACGGCUUAAUAAGAGUGCACUCCGUUAUCCAGUGACGUGCGUGAGUUUUCAUUUAUGUC
Papaver somniferum (opium poppy) is the source of this 3519-nucleotide messenger RNA. RefSeq names its product golgin subfamily B member 1-like. Bases 489 to 3278 code for a protein of 929 amino acids. NCBI's taxonomy places the organism in Eukaryota, Viridiplantae, Streptophyta, Magnoliopsida, Ranunculales, Papaveraceae. The transcript has 5 exons. The record is from RefSeq and is a predicted model, not a curated record.